Molecule: messenger RNA, 1558 nt
Organism: Aureobasidium vineae
Lineage: Eukaryota; Fungi; Ascomycota; Dothideomycetes; Dothideales; Saccotheciaceae
Source: the annotation of a GenBank genome assembly
CUUCAAGAAUCCACACAUGAUGUCUGAGCAAGACACAAAUCUCCCGACCAGAAUUCCAGGUACCUUCCGACUGGUUGACGUCCAUCAUACACUCGAUGUCAAGCACGCCGGCAAUGGCGACAUCAUCCUCUUGCCAGCCCCAUCACAAGAUCCUGAGGAUCCACUCAACUGGUCUUCGCGACUAUCGACUUCUGCAGUCUAUGCAGUCACCGUACCUCUGUCCAAAGAAACGGGUCUUGCAGUAAAGACUCUGAAUGAAGGCACGGGAUAUUUGUUUUUACUUCUUGGCUGGGGCUUGCUUUUCUGGCAGCCGUUUGCUUUGAGAUAUGGCAAACGCACCACAUACCUGCUCUCCAUCUUUGGUACCAUGUGUACUGGUCUUUGGGCAUCCGAAGGCGAAUGGCUGGCUAGAUGCAUCAUACAGGGAUUCUUCGGUGCCCCUGUCGAAGGCCUUCCCGAGACUUCCGUCACAGACGUUAGAGGACUUUAUAUGUCCAUCUACUCUCUCGCGGUUGCUGGAGCCAGUUACUUUGGCCCCGUCAUCAGCGGAUUCAUCUCGCAAUAUGCUGGUUGGCGAUGGGUAUUCUACAUCCCUUCAAUCCUCCUUGCAUUCGCUUUCGUGUUAGUGUUCUUCUUCAUGGAAGAGACAAACUAUAUUCGUGAGUACACCGGCACCACAACCCCAGAAGACAUCGAGUUCGUCCCGAUGGGUGCCGUGCCGGGCCAUAGCAGCGACAAACAAGACACUAUCCAAACAGUCGUCUCCAGAACUUCAGCACGCAUUGGCAUAAUUCAAGGCCCCAAGAAACGCUACUGGCAGAAAUUAUCGCUGUGGACACCCACCCCCAGUCCCAGCAUCCUCGCCUCGGCACUUCUUAGCUUUCGACUUCUCAGUUGGCCUGUAAUUUUCUACUCUGGGUUUUCUUACGGAUCAUACCUUAUCUGGUCGCAGAUGCUCAAUGGCACCAUCUCGAUCAUUCUGACUGGGGCACCAUAUCACUUUAGCACUUCUAUGGUCGGCUUGUGUUACUUAUCCGGUUGCAUUGGAGUCGUGCUCGGCGGUGUUGUCUUUGGGAAAGUCAGUGAUUGGCUCGCAUUGAAGCUUGCGCGGCGUAAUGAUGGAAUCAUGGAGGCUGAGCAUCGGCUGUGGCCUUUCUGCGCCACGAUGGUGCUGGUCCCUGCCUCGCUGCUUCUUUGGGGCAUCGGAGCCGCUCANCGGUAUACAUUGGUUUGCUUUGAUCGUCGCAUUCGGUCUCGUGGCCUUUGCAGUCGCUUUGAGUGUUUCCAUCUCGGUCAACUACAUGGUCGACAGCUAUCACGAUAUCAGUGGCGAUGCUAUCACAUCGGUGAUGCUCGUUCGCAACACCAUGUCCUUUGCGCUCAGCUACNNGGGGUUACCCCUUGGAUCGAGAAUCUCGGCACGCAGAAAUGCUUCAUCUCUGCCGCUGCAAUUAGUCUUGUGACUUCUGCCGUCGCAUUUGUCUUCCUCAAAUUUGGAAAGAGGUUCAGAGAACGCAGCGCAAGUUCUUACUACAAUCUUGUGGAUAAGAGAGCGGUU